Molecule: messenger RNA, 2529 nt
Organism: Carlito syrichta (Philippine tarsier)
Lineage: Eukaryota; Metazoa; Chordata; Mammalia; Primates; Tarsiidae
Gene: SEPTIN11
Product: septin 11
Exons: 11
Coding region: 96-1394 (432 amino acids)
Biological process (GO): cytoskeleton-dependent cytokinesis
Cellular component (GO): cell division site; septin ring; microtubule cytoskeleton
Molecular function (GO): GTP binding; molecular adaptor activity; GTPase activity
Source: RefSeq, a predicted model, not a curated record
AGGGCGCAGCCGCGAAGGAGGUGCGGGGGAGGCUAGCCGGAGCCCGAGCGCUCGCAGCAGCCGGCGUCGGCGGGGAGCGCCCGGGCGCAGCCGCGAUGGCGGUGGCAGUGGGGAGACCGUCCAAUGAAGAGCUUCGAAACUUGUCCCUUUCUGGCCAUGUUGGAUUUGACAGUCUCCCUGACCAGCUGGUCAACAAGUCAACUUCCCAGGGCUUCUGUUUCAACAUCCUGUGUGUUGGCGAGACAGGCAUUGGCAAAUCCACGUUAAUGGACACUUUGUUCAACACCAAGUUUGAAAGUGACCCAGCUACUCACAAUGAACCAGGUGUCCGAUUAAAAGCCAGAAGUUACGAGCUCCAGGAAAGCAAUGUGCGGCUGAAGUUAACCAUCGUUGACACUGUGGGAUUUGGAGACCAGAUAAAUAAAGAUGACAGCUAUAAGCCAAUAGUGGAAUACAUUGAUGCCCAGUUUGAGGCCUACCUGCAGGAAGAAUUGAAGAUUAAACGUUCUCUCUUCAAUUACCACGACACGAGGAUCCAUGCCUGUCUCUACUUUAUCGCCCCUACUGGACAUUCUCUGAAGUCCCUGGAUCUGGUCACCAUGAAAAAGCUGGACAGUAAGGUGAACAUCAUUCCAAUAAUUGCCAAGGCUGACACCAUUGCUAAGAAUGAAUUGCACAAAUUCAAGAGUAAGAUCAUGAGUGAACUAGUCAGCAAUGGGGUCCAGAUAUACCAGUUCCCCACUGAUGAAGAAACAGUGGCAGAGAUUAAUGCAACAAUGAGUGUUCAUCUCCCAUUUGCAGUGGUCGGCAGCACUGAAGAGGUGAAGAUCGGCAACAAGAUGGCCAAGGCCAGGCAGUACCCCUGGGGUGUGGUGCAGGUUGAGAAUGAAAACCAUUGUGAUUUUGUGAAACUGCGGGAGAUGCUGAUCCGUGUGAAUAUGGAGGACUUGCGAGAACAGACCCACACCCGCCAUUAUGAAUUGUAUCGCCGCUGCAAACUUGAGGAGAUGGGUUUCAAGGACACUGACCCUGACAGCAAACCCUUCAGCCUCCAGGAGACAUAUGAAGCGAAAAGGAAUGAAUUCCUGGGAGAACUGCAGAAGAAAGAAGAAGAAAUGAGACAGAUGUUUGUCAUGAGAGUGAAGGAGAAAGAAGCUGAACUGAAAGAGGCAGAGAAAGAGCUUCACGAGAAGUUUGACCUCCUGAAGCGGACACACCAGGAUGAAAAGAAAAAAGUAGAAGACAAGAAGAAGGAGCUGGAGGAGGAGGUGAACAACUUCCAGAAGAAGAAAGCUGCAGCUCAGUUACUGCAGUCCCAGGCCCAGCAAGCAGGGGCCCAGCAAACCAAGAAAGACAAGGAUAAAAAAAAUAGUCCUUGGCUCUGCACGGAGUAAAUGAUACCCUCAAAUCUAAUUGGAUGUGCUUUCGCCUUUGCAUCUUCUUCUUUAUGUAGCCAUCCUGUUGACAAGCCCUACUCUCUCCUAAUGGACAUAGAGCAUUAGAAGAGCAGGAGCUGUCUGUUCACGUGUUGGGGAAGAGUUACCUCAUUUCACCAUCGCUUCCUGGUCUUUUAAAGUCUGGGUCAAAUAUUGCACUGCUGUGUGUAUAUGUCAAUGUCUGUCUACAAACCACUGCCCAUAGUGGUUCCUGAAGUGACUUGUCACUCCCCUCAAAUAGUAAUACGUAAUAAUAUUAAUGAAAGGAAAAAGAAAAUUGAGUGAAACAGAGAACGUGGGCCAAGACCCAAGGUCUUGUGCUGGGACCCUCUUGCUUAGCUGCCAUGUUCUUGAAGCUGCUGACCCAAGAACUCACGGACUGAAGACAGCAGGUCCCCUAACCUGAGUGGCCACCACGUGGGGCCCACAGACUUGAUCUCAUGGUAACUCCCAUCUUUUCUGUCCCAUGAGCAACAUUCUCAACCGAUCAGGAGCCUCAACCAUCAUCAGGUCAUCAGUUCUGGGCAUCGUUUUCCUUUGUUAGUUUUGCGGGUUGUUUUGGUGUUUGGGGUUUUUUUGUUUUUUUAACAUUUGAUACUGCAUGAACAGAGAUGGCUGCAAUUUUUUUCCUUGGAGUGUCCUAUUGAUACAGUGUUUUUAUUUUUCAGCUGACCAUCUGCCUCUUGAGAGAGAGAAGUGGGCAUCCUUCCUUUAAAUUCAGGAACUGUUGUUUUAUUUGACUCUUUUUCUGUUACCUGUAUUUGUUGUUUUGGGUUUGGGAAUCUGGUUUUUUUUGUCGGGGGGAGCCCAGUUCUGAUUUUUUGUUUUGUUUUUUGGUAUUGGUUAUUCAGCUUGCUUUUGUUAUCAAAAUUAUGCCAAGUUUAAACUCACUUCAAGGGGAAAUUUAAGUGAAGUUUAAUUCACAAAAAAUCUGUUUAAUAUGCUCUCCUCAUCUUCAAUACAACCAGAAAAUUCCCUUUUUUGUUACUGGGGUUUUGACCUACAAGUCAAAUGUUUCAAAUGUGCUGGUUGUUGGGUAGAUGACUUUUCUGCCUCUGGGGCUCGAUUUAUAUUUAAAGAUACCUUAAAAUAA